GCCCCGCAGUAUCAGCCACCUCCCUCUCACUCCUCUCGAUUUACUCCUCACACCUACUCACGUUGAGAGAGAGAGAGAGAGAGAGGGAGAGAGAGCAUUAAUGGCGUCGAUUAAUCUCUCCUCCUCUCCUAUACUCCGAAUCCCCUAUCUUCCUAACCAAUACCACCGAAAUAGGCCAUUUCCCUUCACCCUCCCCUCUUCUUCUUCUCCUCUCUCUGUGGAGGCGACCGAUUCGAGCCACUCUAGAAGCUUCCGCCGCUCGCGGCGGUGCGCCGCGUCGUCCUCCUCCUCCAACGGGCGCGGCCCCGAGGACGACGCCGCGAAGGAGGUCGAGAGGCUUCGAGAAGAGAAGCGCCGCGCCGAGCUCGCCGCGCGCAUCGCCUCAGGCGAGUUCACCGUCCAGCAACCCGGAAGAUGGGCUUCGUCCGUGCGGAAGCUCUUGGUGGGGCUCGUCUUGAGAUGGGCCAGCGAUUUUGGCCCCACGGAAGGUCCCGAGAUCCCGCAGGCGAAGGGGUCGAUUCAAGCUGUUGGGGGGCAAGCCUUUUUUCUCCCCCUCUAUGAUCUUUUCCUCAGUUAUGGAGGUAUCUUUCGCCUCAUCCUUGGUCCCAAGUCUUUUGUGAUUGUCUCGGAUCCGGCCAUAGCGAAGCACAUUUUAAGGGAGAAUUCUAAAGCUUACUCCAAGGGCAUAUUAGCGGAGAUUCUGGAUUUUGUGAUGGGAAAGGGUUUGAUCCCAGCUGAUGGUGAGAUUUGGCGUGUUAGGAGGCGUGCAAUUGUUCCGGCAUUGCAUCAGAAGUAUGUGGCUGCCAUGAUUGGCCUCUUCGGAGAAGCUUCAAAUAAGCUCUGCGAAAAGUUAGAUGCAGCGGCAUCAGAUGGAGAGGAUGUGGAGAUGGAAUCUCUGUUUUCUCGUUUGACUUUGGAUAUCAUCGGCAAGGCGGUUUUUAAUUAUGAAUUCGAUUCAUUAACACACGACAACGGGAUUGUUGAGGCGGUAUACACUGUCCUGCGAGAAGCAGAACUUCGGAGUACUUCUCCAAUACCAACUUGGGAAAUUCCGAUAUGGAAAGAUAUAUCCCCUCGGCAGAACAAGGUUAAAGCAGCUCUUAAGUUGGUCAAUGAUACCCUCACUGAUCUAAUUUCUAUUUGCAAGAGAAUGGUAGAGCAAGAAGAGCUGCAAUUUCACGAGGAAUACAUGAAUGAGCAAGAUCCUAGUAUUCUUCACUUCCUGUUGGCAUCUGGAGAUGAUGUUUCUAGCAAGCAGCUCCGAGAUGAUCUGAUGACGUUGCUCAUAGCUGGCCAUGAGACAUCUGCAGCAGUACUGACGUGGACCUUUUAUCUUCUUUCUAAGGAACCGAGAGUUAUGGCCAAACUUCAAGAUGAGGUUGAUACCGUUUUGGGCGAUCGCCUCCCAACAAUAGAGGACAUGAAGAAACUCAAAUAUACAACUCGUGUGAUCAAUGAAUCAUUGAGACUUUACCCUCAGCCACCAGUCUUGAUUCGUCGGUCACUUGACAAUGAUGUUCUUGGGAAGUACCCCAUUAAAAGGGAUGAAGAUAUAUUCAUUUCAGUAUGGAACCUCCACCGGUGUCCUAAGCAUUGGGAUGAUCCUGAGAGUUUCAAUCCUGAAAGAUGGCCUCUAGAUGGACCAUCACCUAAUGAGAUAAAUCAAAAUUUCAGCUACUUACCGUUUGGUGGUGGGCCAAGGAAGUGUGUUGGGGACAUGUUCGCUACUUUCGAGACCGUCACAGCAACUGCGAUGCUUGUGAGACAAUUCAACUUUCAAAUGGCCCUAGAUGCACCCCCUGUGGAGAUGACAACAGGGGCCACCAUCCACACAACUGAAGGCUUAAAAAUGACUGUUACGCGAAGGACACGACCUCCCAUAAUCCCAAACUUGGAGAGUAAAGUAGUCAAUGUUAAUUCUGUUCCCACAGUUGUUUCAGAAGGGGACCAACAAGGUGAAGUCUCUACAACAGCUCAUAUUUGAUUAAUAGCAACCCUACAGUGUUAUUCAAAUACACUUUGAUUCAACGGUGUGGAACAAGUGUUUUUUUUCCCCCAAUUUUUUUCCCCAAUUGUUGAUCUAUCUUUCGCAUGCUGGUCAGUGUAAGCUGUCUUAGUUAUUUUUCCUACACCAUGUAGUGCUGUAAAUAUCAGAUAAACAAAUUUGUAAGCCAGAUUUGUGGCUGUCUCCUCUGUAUCAACUGGCUCUUAACAGUAUCUUAAAUUCUCUGUUCAAGUGGAA
Messenger RNA from Ananas comosus (pineapple), 2242 nucleotides. Its product is annotated as protein LUTEIN DEFICIENT 5, chloroplastic. The transcript has 15 exons. The record is from RefSeq and is a predicted model, not a curated record. NCBI's taxonomy places the organism in Eukaryota, Viridiplantae, Streptophyta, Magnoliopsida, Poales, Bromeliaceae. Gene Ontology annotation, molecular function: beta-carotene 3-hydroxylase activity; iron ion binding; oxidoreductase activity, acting on paired donors, with incorporation or reduction of molecular oxygen. Gene Ontology annotation, biological process: xanthophyll biosynthetic process. Bases 101 to 1984 code for a protein of 627 amino acids. Gene Ontology annotation, cellular component: chloroplast.